Drosophila willistoni is the source of this 1176-nucleotide messenger RNA. RefSeq lists its product as uncharacterized. Bases 225 to 1034 code for a protein of 269 amino acids. Lineage: Eukaryota; Metazoa; Arthropoda; Insecta; Diptera; Drosophilidae. The transcript is spliced from 3 exons. The record is from RefSeq and is a predicted model, not a curated record.
UCAAAGGCUUCGGCCACGGCUCCGGCUACGGCUACAUUAAUAAAGCACAUCCACUCUCAUUCACUACGUGCAACUUGAUCUUUGGUGGGGGUUCAGUUCUAGCAAAUCAUCUUGAAAUUGUUUACUCAAGAUGUCUUGUGUAAACUACUUUAAAAUGUCUAAUUAUUAUUAAAAAUUAAUGAACUCAAUUUCAACAUCAACACAAGAAUAAACAAACACAAAAAAUGUUGUCACGAAUGCGACAAAUUUGGUUGCUGGUUUUGCUAAUUGCAGUCGCACCAUUGCAAUCAAUGCCCAUCAGUCAGUGUGCCCCCUGGGAUACAGAUUGGGGCGAGAACAGGCAAUGGCCUUGGCCUAUGGCAACGUCAUACCCAACCGACAAUUUCGUUGACAACGGAAGCCUAUUGCCAAAAACUUCAGCAGUUGGGGAAAUGGCCAGCGAAUAUGAGGACAGCAAUUUCCCAGCAUUGAAUCGGCGUUGGCGUUUUUGGCAAAGGCAAAAUCUAAAGAAAUUGCAACUCGAACAAAUGUAUCAAUCUCCGGCUUCGACUAGAGUGAAACUCAAACGAACGCCCAUCCAAUGGCCACCCCAAAAUCUGGAAAAUGUACCAGAACCAGGGCAACCACGGUAUCCUUAUGCCUAUGUCUGGCCAAGUCAAUUGCGCACUCUAAAACGCAAACAAUUGGAUCCUAAGCGUCUUCGAUAUAGGCCCUCUAUUAGUGCUGGAGUCAUGACUAGUCUGGGAGACUUUUUCAAUCGGCUCGAGGAGAAUGUGCGCUUUGCCGAGCAGUCCCAGCUAAAUGAGGCUGACGCGCAAUUGCUUGAAGGCACACAUCCCCAUCAACAGGUUCCGGAUCCCACAGCGCAGCAAACAGAGGAGUCGGAACCACCCAAUUCCAAGUUAUUGCAAGCUGUACGCAUGGCAUAUCGACCAUCACAAAAGAUUCGGUCUUUGGUAUCACGAAAUCCCAAAGGAUAUCGCGGAUCGCAAUUCAUUGAUCCCAGUUAUAUGUGGCUGGGUUUAGGCAAAUGACAGUAAGAGUAAACGAUGCCUCUUGGUCUGGGUUACAACGAAUGCCUCAACUAAUCAUACAUAAUUGCCCCCUAUCCCAGAAACCCACCAAAUAAAUAUCCUAAAUUUCAAUUAUUGUAUGUAUGUAUGUAUGUGUGUAGUU